AUGGACGUCGCACGGGGAAAAGCGCGAGCGGACUCCGCACUCGCGAGGCGUAUGCGCAGCCAGACUCUACCGCCGACCGUCGCUCGCUCCCGUACGCCCAUCUGCGAAACCCCUAGCGACGCCGGCGUAAAUGGCAACAGCCGAAGCGAUAUGUGCACUGCGUACCUCCGCGAAUUGGCGCAGGAGAAGUUGCUGAAAUUGCUCCCACAUCGCAGGUCAAGGCUUAGAGAGGCGGAGGAGGGGGCUGCGGCUGCUGACAGCGGUGACAGAGUGGGGGACGGCACCACGGCCCCAGUGGAGCGGGUGCAGCUGAGGGAGCUGCAGGAGCUUAUAGUGAAGCAGCUACGACACGAGUUCCAGAGGCAUUUAACGCGCACUUCACAAAGUAAUGAUCGCCUGGUCAACAAACUGAGACAGGAGAACGUGGAGCUGCGGGCAUCAAUUGCCGCGCUUGAGAAGAGGGCGGCACAGUGCCCAUUGUGCAAGGAGCGCGUGGGAAGGCAGGAGCUGCGGUAG
Molecule: messenger RNA, 516 nt
Organism: Trypanosoma grayi
Lineage: Eukaryota; Euglenozoa; Kinetoplastea; Trypanosomatida; Trypanosomatidae
Product: mitotic centromere-associated kinesin (MCAK)
Exons: 1
Coding region: 1-516 (171 amino acids)
Source: RefSeq, a predicted model, not a curated record